GAGGCCCCGAGGGCGGAAGGGCCGCCGCGACCACGCCCCCUGUCGGCUGGCCUGCGCCCAACGCACGGCUCGGGGGACGCCCGCGGCCGGAUGCCCUGUGUCCGCUCCCUCCUCGGCCUCUUGGCGGCCGCGGCGGCUUGUGGCACCGUCGCCUUCCUGGGCUACUGUGUUUACCUCGACCGGAAGCGGCGCGGGGAUCCCGCGUUCAAGCGCCGCCUGCGGGAGAAAAGAAGAGCCGAGCAGCAAAAGGCUGAGGAGCGGGGCGUGCAGUUGUGGAAUCCAGUGAAGAAUGAAAAAUUGCAAGAACUUUUCUUGCAAGAGGUACAGAUGGGAGAACUUUGGUUAUCUAGAGGAGAGCAUAGAAUGGGGGUUCAGCACCUCAGCAAUGCUCUUUUAGUGUGCAGACAACCACAGGAACUUCUGAAGGUUUUCAAACACACACUCCCUCCCAAGGUAUUUGAGAUGCUGCUGCACAAAAUUCCCCUUUUUUGCCAGCAAUUUGAAGCAGACAUGAAUGAACAGAAAUGCUGGGAGGAUGAGCCUGAUUGAAAAACAUUUCAACAUUUCUACAGUCCAAUGAGAAUAUUAUAUAUAAACAACUGCUCAGUGAUAUUUCCAUUUAUUUUACUUUUAGUAAUAAAAAUUUUUCUAUCUCAUA
Molecule: messenger RNA, 658 nt
Organism: Cebus imitator (Panamanian white-faced capuchin)
Lineage: Eukaryota; Metazoa; Chordata; Mammalia; Primates; Cebidae
Gene: TOMM20L
Product: translocase of outer mitochondrial membrane 20 like
Exons: 5
Coding region: 91-549 (152 amino acids)
Biological process (GO): protein targeting; protein import into mitochondrial matrix; tRNA import into mitochondrion
Cellular component (GO): mitochondrial outer membrane; mitochondrial outer membrane translocase complex
Molecular function (GO): transmembrane protein transporter activity
Source: RefSeq, a predicted model, not a curated record